CGCGAGGUGUACCGCAAGGGCAUGACGGACAAGAAGGACCGCGCCGAGGAGGCGAGGGAGCUCGCGAGGGUCGAAGCAGCUGCCGCCGCCGCCAUGGGCCUCCCGCCACCGGCACCCGCCGACGCCCCGUCGUCGUCCAAGCCGAAAGCGACCGCGUCCGCCUCGACCUCGUCCGCCGCGCCCGACCCGUUCGCCAACUACUCGACGGCGGCGCAGCUCGGGUACCGCGACGAGGCGGCCGAGCGCGCGGCCGAGGAGGCGGGCAAGGAGGCCGACGAGGCCGAGCUGCGCAAGAGCGAGGGGACGAUCGGGCAGUGGCAGAAGGUGGCCAAGCCGGGCCCGGUCGCGCCGCCGGCGUGGGCGACGCAGGGCAAGGGCAAGGGGCGGGCAGAGGAGGGGUUCGUCGGCGCGGCCGUGCUCGGGAGCGCGGCGGCGGCGGCGGCGGCGGCCGGCAUCAAGCGCGAGCAGGGCGACGGCGCCGACAUCAAGCCCGACCCCGACGUCAAGCCUGCACCUCUCGCCGGCCAGGACGACGCCGACGACGACCCGAGCACCUCGACGGCCGCGACCAAGAAGCGCCGGGCGUUCCUCGCCGAGAAGUCGGCCAUCCCCGACGACGACGACGACGCCCUGUCGGACGGCGGCGCGCCGGCGCUCGGGCCCAUCAAGCUCAAGAAGCGGCGCCUGACGGUCAAGGAGCAGGCGGCCGAGGCGGCGGCGCUCGAGGCAGCCGAGCGCGAGGUGCGCGAGCGCGAGGAGCAGCGCGCGGCGAGGGCCAAGGAGGGGCGCAAGGCCGGGCAGUGGGAGAGCGUCGAAGUCGGCGCCGAGGGCGAGGCGGCGCUGCUCGAGUUUGAGCCGCUGCCGCCGGUUGUCGGUGAGGCGCAGGAGGGUGGCGAGGCGGGCGCGGUGGAGGACCGGGAGCAGGACAAGCCCAAGGUGGCGCCGAGCGCGUUCAAGAAGCGCAAGAUGCCCGGCGCGGCGGCGAGGAGGAAGUAGAAGACGGUGCAACGUGUGCACGAGGAGGACGUGCGCCGUC
This is a messenger RNA of Rhodotorula graminis WP1, 1036 nucleotides long. RefSeq lists its product as uncharacterized. Lineage: Eukaryota; Fungi; Basidiomycota; Microbotryomycetes; Sporidiobolales; Sporidiobolaceae. The transcript has 2 exons. The record is from RefSeq and is a predicted model, not a curated record. The coding region runs from base 22 to 996 and encodes 324 amino acids.